Messenger RNA from Oryza sativa Japonica Group (Japanese rice), 1870 nucleotides. Its product is annotated as AAA-ATPase At3g28580. Gene Ontology annotation, molecular function: ATP binding; ATP hydrolysis activity. The record is from RefSeq and is a predicted model, not a curated record. Lineage: Eukaryota; Viridiplantae; Streptophyta; Magnoliopsida; Poales; Poaceae.
ACACCGCCAUAGACCAAGCAACGGUAAACAAGCACACAUCCACACACAAGCACACAUCCACACAACGGCAAUUAAUCAUUGCAGAGAGCUAGCAGCUAGGUUAGUUAGGUGAGCAGUGGCUGCAAGGGGCAAGCCAUGGCAUCUGUGGAGACGUGGGUAGGGUUCGGGUCGGCCCUGGCCGGCGUCGGCUUGCUUUGGUCGAGGAUGCCGGAGCACGUCCAUGACGAGGCUAGGUACAUCAUCAGUAGCCUGGUCCCCAUGGCGAUAUCCUACUUCAACCCCUACGAGCAGAUCACCGUGUCCGAGUACGGCGAGGAGCGGUUCCGACGCAACAAGAUGUUUGACGCCGUCUCCACCUACCUGAGCCGCGUGUGCGCCGGUGGCGCCUGCAAGCUCAAGGCCGAGCUCUGCAACAACGGCAGGGACGACCCAAUUGUCACUCUGGACGAGAAUCAGGAGGUCGUCGACAGCUUCGACGGCGCACGCAUGUGGUGGAGGCUGUGCCCCAAGGCCUCCAAGAACAAGGGGGCCAUCACCGUCACCUACUACCCCGGGGAAGCGGACAAGCCGCGCUGCUUCAAGCUAGUGUUUCACAAACGCCACCGCCAGCUCGUGCUCAACUCCUACCUACCAAGCGUCGUCCGGCGUUGGCGCGAGCUAACCGCGAUGAACCGGCAGAGACGGCUGUUCACCAACCAUGCCAAUGAGGCGAAGAAGAGCGUGUGGACCAGUGUCCCUUACAACCCCCCUGCAACGUUCGACAUGCUCGCCAUGGACCACGCCAAGAAGGUUGAGAUCGUGGACGAUCUCACAACGUUCCAGAAGGGGAAGGAGUACCACUCAAAGGUUGGCAAGGCGUGGAAGCGGGGCUACCUUCUGCAUGGGCCACCGGGCACGGGCAAGUCCACCAUGAUUGGGGCCAUGGCCAACUUCCUCGACUACGACGUCUACGACCUCGACCUAACUUCCGUCAAGAACAACAGCGAGCUGCGGAAGCUAUUCCUUGAUACGACGGACAAGUCCAUCAUCGUUAUAGAGGACAUUGACGCGAUCGAGGUCGAACUCACUACCAAGCGCAAGGGCAAGAAGGCAGCCAACGGCGACGAAAUCCACGACAAGCGUAUGCUGAUAGAGUUUUCCGACAAGAACGAUGAAAAAAGCAAAGUGACUCUGUCGGGCCUGCUCAGCUUCGUCGACGGGCUGUGGUCGGCGUGCGGCAGUGAGCGGAUCUUCAUGUUCACGACGAACCACAUUGACCGGCUUGACCCAGCACUAAUCCGGCCAGGGAGGAUGGACAAGCACAUCGAAAUGUCUUACUGCCGCUUCGAGGCCUUCAAGGUACUCGCCAAGAGCUACUUGGACAUCACCGAGCACUCACUAUUCGCUGAAAUCGAGCGGCUGCUCGACGACACUGACACAACUCCGGCAGACGUCGCCAAUAACCUCAUGCUGAGGAGCAAGAGGAACGGUGAAAUCAGUCGACUGCUCGACGAGAUCGAUGGGGCACCGCGGGCAGAUGUGGCCAAAUGGUGCAAGAGGAAGAGAGACACGGACGAGUGCCUGGCAGGUUUCGUAGAAAUACUAAAGAAAUCCAAGAUGGAAUCUGCAACAACUCCAAUGGAUUCAAUGGAAGAAGCCAAAGAGGAACGACCUAACGCAAAAGAAAGCUACAAAAUGGGGCGGAUAUAUGAUGAGAACUAUAGGUUGGGAAAUGCCAGCUAGACUCCUUGUUUUGUGUUUGCUAUUUUACCAGACUUGCGUGUUUACUAGUCACUUAAGGUUUCAAAGCCAUACAUAAAAUGGAAUAAUAUAAAAUUAGUGGUGUAACACUACUUAUUUUCUCGAUCUAUAAUUAUUUCACGCUCUAUAA